This is a messenger RNA of Mizuhopecten yessoensis (Yesso scallop), 3819 nucleotides long. RefSeq names its product visual system homeobox 2-like. The record is from RefSeq and is a predicted model, not a curated record. Gene Ontology annotation, biological process: regulation of transcription by RNA polymerase II. The transcript has 5 exons. Gene Ontology annotation, cellular component: nucleus. Gene Ontology annotation, molecular function: sequence-specific double-stranded DNA binding; DNA-binding transcription factor activity, RNA polymerase II-specific. Bases 256 to 1407 code for a protein of 383 amino acids. NCBI's taxonomy places the organism in Eukaryota, Metazoa, Mollusca, Bivalvia, Pectinida, Pectinidae.
UUCUGUCUGAGUCGAAUAAGAGAUAAAACACUGGCCAUAAAACGUGUUGGUCGAUGGUAACACCUCCUAUUAGCGCACUGGCUCGUAAUUUGAUGGACAAAAUUGGCCUCGUAAGACUACUCAAGGAAAACCAACUUGUAUUGAGUUAUAGACGUGAAAAUUGAUCGCAGACACUUAACAACAGCACAGGAUAAUACUCGAUACGAAAAUAUAUAUUGUUUUUUUCAGACUUUAUUUCGGAAAAAUCUAAAAAAAAUGAAUACGAUAAUUAAUUCCGCAAAUACAAUUAUAAAUUCUGCGUCACCACCAAUGCUUGGUUUCCAGUCUCAGUAUAGUUCCGGUGGGCAUUUUCAACAGAUGUAUAAUACACAGCCCGUCCAGCGUCCGUCCUUCGCCAUCCAGGAAAUUCUUGGACUUCCCACUCAGUCUUGCCGACAAAACCAAAGUCCGGACUUACUUGACCCACAGGGCAUGUCACCAUCUAAUAUAAUGUACAUUUCCGGACUAAACUCCGGACUAAAUUCCGGACAUAAUUCCGGAUCGUGUGGAGGGGAAAUGCCUCAGCAGCAGAAUUACUACCGCGAUCAAACAAUGAUGCCACAGACCUCUUGUGCCAACUUCAAUCCAUGGCGGAUGGACACAUCCUACAACCAGUACCAACCCAACGUCAUCCAGACCAGUCCCGACCUCCCGGGACCCAGGUACGGGGAUAACCCGGGAUACGGCCUCAAAGCUCCAUGUCUAGAUGAUGUGACCCAGAGACCUGAGUGUGCACACAUACAGAAGUCGGAGUGUGGCCACGGAAAAAAGCAGAAGAAGAGACGGCGACACAGAACAAUAUUCACGAGCUACCAGAGUGAUGAGCUAGAGAAGACAUUUAAGGAGGCUCACUACCCAGACCUGUACACCCGGGAGGUUUUGGCACUGAAGGUUGACCUACCUGAGGAUCGCAUUCAGGUUUGGUUUCAAAACAGACGAGCAAAAUGGCGAAAAAGCGAGAAGACUUGGGGGAAGAGUAGUAUUAUGGCAGAAUACGGUCUGUACGGAGCCAUGGUUAGACACGCACUUCCCCUUCCGGAAUCUAUCCUCAAAUCAGCUAACAAGGGCAUCGAUAAGUCAAACGCACCGUGGCUGUUAGGUAUGCAUAAGAAGUCUAUUGAGGCGUCUAAGAAAAUGAAAGAGGAGGAGAACGAAGAAGAGGAAGGACAAGACAAUAAACAAAAGGAUGAGUUCCGGUCGGAGAGUAUAGCUGCGUUACGCGCAAAGGCACAGGAACAUAGUGCCCGUAUGUUACAAGCUCUCAACAGGGAAGGAAAACAAAACUUUGAGGAAACAAGCAACAGUUCUUUUGACAGUUCAUUUUUCUCGGACUCAGGUGAUACCUCCACAGAUAUAGCCAGGCAGUGAUUCACACAUUGCCUUCCUGUUAUUCCACUAGUCCAGUAUACAACAGUAUACUACAACGCUAAAACGGGUGCCAUCCACAUAGCCUUGCUGUACACCACUGUAUCUUGUGUACAUUGCAUUGUACACUCUUGUACUGUGCAUGAUCACUUUCAUUGUUUGUGUAUGCUUACACUGUGUUUAUAAUGCAUUGCUUCCAUAUAUUGUACACAAUGUGUUGAUCAGUAUUGUAUGUAUGCACUAUUUAGGUACGUGAACAUUGUAUGCUUACACUUUAUUGUGCAUUGAAAUACAACAUCUUAUUACAGUGGUGUUGUCUAUACAUAGUGUCCUAAAUAUCAAUUAACAGAUGUUACUUGUUGAUCUCAUCAAAUUUUUGCGACAAUGAUUGAGAAAGUAUAGUAGAUUUGAUUUAAACAUAUUUUAUUCGUUCAAUCAAACACAUGGGAUUAGGCACACGCCAUCACAACUUUGAAAAGCCUUCUCCCAAGUAUAGUAGAGCCAUUGAGCCCCAGGUUUGACCGCUAUAGCAUUAUUACGAAGCACAAGUAAGAAUUUCUCCGAAACACCACACGUCUAAAGAUCUCAUCUAUCAUGUAAAAUGCAUUUCAUACAAAUGAUAUAUGUAUAUUGGGGUUUUCACACUUGAUCUUGUAUAACCGUUAAGGUAUUGUGAAAUGAUGCAAUCAUAAAUGUAAUGAUCAUUACCUACUGUUAUCUGAAUGUUUAAUAGGGUCCGCUCUUGGGUCCCUGUGAUCAGCCACCGUCUUCAAAAUGUUCACAACUCAAAUCAAUGCCUGUGUCUGUUCCGUGUCUUUUGUCUGUUCUCGUUAUUUUGUCAAUCCUCGUUAUUUUGUCUGUUCUUGUUAUUUUGUCUGUUCUCGUUAUUUUGUCUGUUCUUGUUACAUUGAAUGUUCUCGUUACUUUAAUUGUCUGUUCUUGUCUGUUCUUGUCUGUUCUCGUUAUUUCGUCAAUUCUCGUUAUUUUGUCUGAUUUCGUUACAUUGAAUGUUCUCGUUAUUUGACUUGUCUGUUCUCGUUAUUUUGUCUGUUCUCGUUAUUUUGACUGGUCGCGUUACUUGUGUAUGUUUUCGUUGCUUUGUCUGUUCUUGCAACCCUUUUCUGGUUUUUUUAACUGUACUUUGUCUAUUCUCGUUACUUUAAUUGUCUGUCCUCGUGACUUUGUCUUUUCUCGAUACAUUAAUGUUCGUUCUCGUGACUUUGUCUAUUCUCGUUACUUUAAUGUUUGUUCUCGUGACUUUGUCUAUUCUCGUUACUUUAGUUGUCUGUUCUCGUGACUUUGUCUUCUCUCGUUACUUUACUGUUCGUUCUCGUGACUUUGUCUUCUCUCGUUACUUUAUUAUCGUUACUUUAGUUGUCUAGUCUCGUUACUUUAACGUUUGGUCUGGUGACUUUGUCUUUUCUCGUUACUUUAGUUGUCUGUUCUCGUGACUUUGUCUUCUCUCGUUACUUUACUGUUCGUUCUCGUGACUUUGUCUAUUCUCGUUACUUUCCUGUUCGUUCUCGUGACUUUGUCUUCUCUCGAUACAUUAAUGUUCGUUCUCGUGACUUUGUCUAUUCUCGUUACUUUAAUGUUUGUUCUCAUGACUUUGUCUAUACUCAUUACUUUAAUUGUCUGUUUUCGUGAGUUUGUCUAUUCUCGUUACUUUAAUUGUCUGUUCACGUUAUUUCGUCAAUUAUCGUUCCUAAUCUCUCUCGUUACUUGUACUUGUGUAUGUUUUCGUUGUUUUGUCUGGUCUCGUCUGUUCUCGUUAUUUUGUCAAUUCUCGUAGCUUUGUAUGGUCUCGUUGUUUUGUCUGGUCUCGUCGGUUCUCGUAAUUUUGUCAAUUCUCGUUGCUUUAUUUGUUCUCGUUACUUGUACUUGUGUAUGUUUUUGUUGUUUAUGUGUAAUCUCGAUACUUUGUUCCAGUUACUUCGUUCUCAUGACGUUUGGUCUUUUUGUGCUAUAUAUAUCUUCACCUCGUUGAAUUGUAAAUAUUAAAUAUGUAUAUUUAUGAGGAAUUGAAAGUUUAUGAUAUUGAUUGUAAGUUAACUUUUGUGUAUAUAUCUUUCUCAGUCGAUGAGUAGUUACCGUAUAAUUUAUUCAAAUAUAGAAUAACAUGUUGUAACACAAUUUGUACGCCGUAUGAUUAUUUUUGAUUUUGUUUAGAUGAAAUGAAAGUACAGUAUGUUUAAAAUAUUCGAUCGAUAUUUUUAGUUGCAAUGAUUGCAUUAAUUACAGAUUUUAAAAUUCUUAAGUUUAUACUCGGCGUAUAUAUGCUGCUGGUCGCGUGCGUGUUAUAGAAGUUGACUAUGUGUGUACUAAUGGUCAGCCUUUUCUGACCUUGACCUCGUUACAGCUCUAUUUUGUGUCAUAAAAGGUGCAAUAUAUUUUUAUUUCAAAUAAAGAACAACA